This is a messenger RNA of Stereum hirsutum FP-91666 SS1, 3164 nucleotides long. RefSeq lists its product as uncharacterized. The transcript has 4 exons. Lineage: Eukaryota; Fungi; Basidiomycota; Agaricomycetes; Russulales; Stereaceae. The record is from RefSeq and is a predicted model, not a curated record. The coding region runs from base 157 to 2541 and encodes 794 amino acids.
CUUGCUGCCGACUGACCUUGCCUUGCUUUCUUCGCGAGCGACUUCGACGCUUUCCUUGUUGCUCUUGACCACCACCCUCGUCGUCUGCCCAGCUUCAACGUUCAUCGCACAGCUCGUCUUUGAUUCUGUUGUUCAUCUAUCAACGAGUCACUACAGAUGGUAUCGACGCAAACAGUGGUCACAGCUCCCUUCGACCGCGUUCCCAACGAGAUCAUUGAACAUGUCGGUUUCUUCACCGCAACCCUAGGCCCCCCUGGUCCCCCAGCCGACCUUAUUUCUCUCCAGCUCGUCUCUCGCCGCUUCGCAUCCACGCUCUCCACGUCCACGAACCCGCAUCUCUACGUCCUGAUCUUCAGGGCCAAAUUCGAUGCCGAGGCUUAUUUCAGGAGGUUGGGGCCCGAGGCGAAGAUCUCGGAGAACGUGAUCAGAGAGCUGAAGAGGAGGUUCACGCUGUUGACGAGGUUUAGGAGGCUCCAGCAUUGUUUCGUGCAGGUACAGCAGAUGCAGACCACGAACGCGCCGAUCCCGCGCCUCCCUGGGCAUGGGGCUAUUCCGAGCCCUAGCCCAACCGCACCUGCCGAAGGAGAUCACCAUACUCCUGCUGCGAGUGGAAGUGAGAGGGAGAAUCAGAGCGAGAGGAAGGGGGACGGAGACGGAGACGGAGACGAGGAUGGAGCGAAGGCGACUUUGAAGACGAAGGAGAUGCUUUGGAUGGCGUAUCUCAUGAUGCUCGAGAACGACGGACUGAACGAGCGAACGCUCAGGAAGUAUGCGAGGCUCGAUAUUUGGCUUCGUAACUUUUGGUUCGAUCCCGAGGGGGCGAGCUUCGCUACGUAUGCUAUCAAGGAUAAUAUCUGGCCGCCGGACUCGGAGUUCUCGACGCUGGCGAUGUGGUUGUUCUGGUUCCUGCUCAAGCCAGAGGAGUAUUUUGUCCUCGACGAACAGACCUUCCGCUCCGUCGUCAGCAUCCUCAAGCUUAUCGCGCUGGGCGCACACAAGUACCCAGUAACCCAGCCCGAAUGGAUCGACUUCCUCCCCCCAUCCCCCCUACGCAACACCACCCCGACAUCCUACGCCUCCUACCCCCCGCUCGUCGCCCCGCCUCUCGCCGCGCCCGCGAUCCUGAGCUAUCUCAGUCUGGCGCCGAAGAGCGUGAACAAGGCGGACACGUUCAAGAACAGCCCGUUGGCGCCGAGUGGGAUAUGGCAGGUUUUGAGGGAGGAGGCGUUGAGUCUGGAAGAGGAGGAUGCGGAGGUCGAAGGUGGUGAUGCAGAGAGGGAGGGAGAGCGAGCGGAGAAUGUUACGGUGGAUAAGGGAAAGGGGAAGGAACAUGAGGAGGGGGAGAAUGGGAAGCAAGUCGCAGAAGGUAUAGAUACUACCGCCACCGCCGCCGCUGCCACCACCACCGAAAGAGACAAGCCGGUCCAGCAGGAAGAGAGGCAGCUCGACUUCCACCACGUCAAACUCAGCUUCGAGUGGGAAUCGGAAUGGAAACGGGCUCUGAGCCUCGCGAAGCGCGGGCCUCAGCUUGGUUCGGGCCUCGGGAUGGGUCCGUUCGGAGGAGUUGGGCCUGGGGGCCCUGCCGGCACUGGUGGGUUUGGAUUGGGCGGGAUGGGACCUGGGCAUGGGGGUGGGUUUGGUAUGGGAGGACCGGCGGGGGUGAUGGGAGGGCUGGGUGGUGGAUUUGGCGGGAUGGGUGGUGGUGGAUUGGGAGCGGGCGCGGGCGCGAAUACGAGGGCGCAGGAGAGGGAGACGGUGAGGCCCACUGAGGCGUUCAGAUUAGGAAGUUUGGAAGGGGUUUGGGAGGGACUUUUCACCUACACGGAAUUCACGGCGUACGCCGCACUCCUCUCCGGCGCCCCUCCACCCACACUUCACCGUUCGCUCGUCGCUCGCCAUCAGCAAACCUGGAAACUCCGCGAAUACCACCUUCUCGGUCCCGAAGAACCGAACGAACCCCAGAGCGGCAGCACGGACACGAACACCAACACGAACACCAACACCGCGAACGUACCCGAUCGGUACCGCCCGCUCUCGAUGGGAGACCCGCUGAGGGCGCAUUUACCUACGGGAGUGGAUAUCAGCGUCGUUGGUGGUGGGCAGGAGAGGUUGGAGGUGAGGGAGCCGGGGAGGAGGGGGAUGUUGGUAUAUCAUAGGUGUCCUGGUUUACCGUCUGUGCCCACGACCGACCCUCCGAAUCCUUCGACAUCCAACGCGUCGCCUCCACCCACUACCACGCAAGACGAAAUCGAGCCGGUCGCACAGCCCGCCUAUCAGCGCCGCGUGCGCGAAGUGCUCAUCACGGGCGAAGGCCACUCCGCCUGGGGCCAGUUCAACCUCGUCGGCCGUGUGCGGCCCUACGACGGGUUCGUGAGCUUGAGCAAGGAGUAUCUGGACGGGGACCGGGGGAAGUGGUUGUAUCGCGGGUUUUUGGUGGGAGAUAAGUAUGGGAGUUUUACGGGGAGGUGGAGGGAUACGUUGAGCCCGGCGGCGGUGCCGGGGUAUGAGGGGUGUUUCUUUAUGGGGAGGAGGAGGGGGUGAGGUGGGUUGGUGGGUGAGUGUAGAGGGGAAUUGUGCGGUUUGUUGUGAUUUUUGAGUUUGUCGCGGACUGUUUGAUUCUUUCUUGAUUGUUUCUUUCUCGGGUUCGAAGGCCUCGUCUCUUGAUAUGGUAUGCUGUCCAUCUGAGUUUCUUUAAUCUCCAUCCCCAUGCUUUGGAUUCCUUUCUUGAUUACACCCCUCCCUCUUUUCGGGAGCUGCCGUGUUUGCUGCUGACUUCUUUGUCUGUUUUUGUGUCUCGUCGUUACUCGCUCUCCGUCGUUGCUCUUUUCUUGCUUUUCUGUCACAUUAUCUAUCCCACCUUAUAUCUCCCUCUCUCCCUCCCUCUCUCUACCUCUCGACUCGCGAACUCGAACUCAUUCUUAGGAUCUCUGUUCUAUAGUCCAUGCUUUUCAUGUGCAUUGUUUGGUGUCAAUCUGUACAUUUCCGGUCUCGUACGUACAUACAUACAUCUAUCUCGUCUUCCUCCCGUCUGCGCCCUCGUCCUCCUGACUUCGAGAGUCGCACGAUAGGUCAUGUUUCUUGAUGUACACACACUGUAGGUAGUGUAUGAGUAUUGUCGAUAGUCAUGCCGUCGAUGAUCGUGUUUUGUUCGUAUUCUAUUCCCG